Messenger RNA from Peronospora farinosa, 1053 nucleotides. Lineage: Eukaryota; Oomycota; Peronosporomycetes; Peronosporales; Peronosporaceae. The record is from the annotation of a GenBank genome assembly.
AUGGUGGUCACGGAACUUAUAGAAGUGGGCAAGCUCACAUUCGGCGGCCUAGCGGUUGUGGCGGCGCUUAUUGCGUCGGGUGGCUUUAUAAUUGAAACAAUGAAGACUUUAAACCCUAUGACGCCCCCAGGGUUCAUGGUGCAAGUUGCUGGAUCGAACGGAGAGCUAAUUGACGUCCACGUGCAGCGUCGAGCGGCCGACGUGGCCGAGUUUGCAGCUGUCGUGAGUGUAGAUCGACCGGGACUGGGCUUUUCCAAGCCUGGAGCUAAGCCACGAACCUCCACGCAAAUUGUCAGCGAGUAUAAACAGAUUAUCGAGAAACUCAACGUGACGGGAAAUGUGGUCCUAGUGGCUCAUGGAGCAGGAGGGUAUAACAUGAGACAACUGGCAGAGGAGCUGAAGAUGACACCGGGAAGCAGCAGCCCUACGUGUGGAGGACUGGUGCUGGUCGACACCUUGCAGGAAAACUUGCGUGGCAAGUUGGAAAGCGUCUCAGCAGUCGUGCACAAAUCGCUGUCGGAGAUGGACAGCAACGGCGAGUUGGUACUGCGACUCGCGCGCUUAGGGCUCAUCCGACUAAUUAAUGUUGUGCAAUACUCUCAGUUGGAAACGAAGUAUUCUGCUGCUGCGUUGCCGUAUGUCCAGUACUUUUUGCCGUCACCGGCUCAUCGUGAAGGUGUGUUACGUGAAGCCCAGGCCAUUCCGGAGACGGAGCAGCGUUUCCGGGACUCUGCGUCCGGUGCGUUGCCGUUCGAGUUCCCGUGCGUUGUGCUCUCACACGGAAAGGCUGGUAUGUUUGACAGCAUGAAGAUGCAGAAGGGUGUUACUCCACAAACUUUGGCAGACUUGGAACGCAAGUGGCUAGACGCCCAGACCGAGCUUGCGAACACGAUUAGUAAGCGGACCGUGCAUCUCGUGGUUCACGAUGCUGGUCACUGUAUCCACCACGAGAAGCCGGAAGUGGUUGCAAAGGCUGUUCGUGCCUUGGUGGAUGAGAUCCACGGUGAUGUCGAAAAGAACCAUGGUUUGAUGUUGCUCACGACGGACGCGUAA